Messenger RNA from Molossus molossus (Pallas's mastiff bat), 282 nucleotides. It is a transcript of the gene DEFB109B, whose product is annotated as defensin beta 109B. Gene Ontology annotation, biological process: cell chemotaxis; defense response to bacterium. The coding region runs from base 1 to 282 and encodes 93 amino acids. Lineage: Eukaryota; Metazoa; Chordata; Mammalia; Chiroptera; Molossidae. The transcript is spliced from 2 exons. Gene Ontology annotation, molecular function: chemoattractant activity; CCR6 chemokine receptor binding. The record is from RefSeq and is a predicted model, not a curated record.
AUGGCCUCAGCCUCCUCUGCCUGCCCCAAGGAGUCUCCGCGGCCGCGGCGGCCUGGAGCCAUGUGGUCGCUGGCAGUAAGAAGUGGUUUGGGUGCUUCUGAAAACCAUUGUCUCAAUCUGGCCGGCAUUUGCAGAAGAGACAGCUGCAAAAUAAUCGAGGAUACAAUUGGUGGCUGCCGAAGACGGUGGAAAUGCUGCAGAGCGUGGUGGGUCCUGAUCCCAAUCCCCACACCACUUGUGUAUUCAGAGUACCAAUACCCCGUUGGUCCUAGACUGAAAUGA